GGGCAGAGUGAUAACUUUUUACCUGACAGAAUUAAGCUGCAAAUAACAGAGGCAGAGUUUUCCAAACAUACAGUUGACCUUCAAAUGAAUGUCACAUUCAGUGAAGAUUUUGAUAAAGAUAUUGGAUUUGUCCUCUAUGAUAAUGAUCAGUUCUUCCAGUCAAAAAGCUUUCAACCUUCUUUGGAUACCAAGAGAAGAGUGAUAUCUGCUAAUCUUCAAGAAAAUUCUGGAAUUGAUCAGGUUCAGUUUGCAGUCACACCAUCGGCUGAUUCGACAAUGUCCCUCAACGACUUUGCCUGCGUGUUUUGGAGUUACAGUAAAAAGGACUGGAUCACUGAUGGUUGCACUAAAACUGAGAAUCACUCGGGAGAUGCAGUUUGCAGCUGUAAAAAACAAAAAAAUGCAAACUUUGCUAUUCUGAUGGCAUUUGAUAUCAACUAUCAAUAUUCUGAAGCCUUGGAUUGGAUCAGCAUCACCGGCUGUGUUCUGUCUGUUCUGGGACUGUCUUUAACAGCAUUGUACCAAAUCAAAACCAGGAAGUCAAGAGGAGGCAGCCCUACUCUGCUAGUGGUGAACAUCUGCUUGACUAUGAUGGUUUUCUACCUUCUCUUCAUCUUCGGCAUAAACAACCCUGUCAAACAUAUUGUCAACAUGAAUGUUACAAAUAUAUCUGGCGAGAAUAUAGUUCCUAAGUCUGAUCACCACAAGUACUCAGAUCAGGGACCUUGUACAGCAUUUACAGCUCUGCUUCAGUACUUCCUGCUGGCUACGUUCACUUGGAACACUCUGUACGGCAUUAAUUUGUUCCUGCUCUUAAGAAACUCACUGUCUGGAACACCUCCAUGGUUUCCAUUGGUCGCCAUGGCUGUUGGAUGGGGUUUGCCUGCUGUUAUUGUUGGUAUUUCAUUGGGUUCCACUUACCGUGUGGAGGAGCCUUUAGGUUAUCGACAAGAAGAGUUUUGCUGGCUGGCUUCACUGGACCACAAGCAAAAGUUUAGUAUAAAGAAACCUAUGCUUUGGGGAUUCUUGCUCCCUUUACUGCUCAUGCUGAUCUCAAGCUCACUAAUACUUUUGUACUUCUCUUACAAAAUCUGCAGAACCAACCCUAACUUAAACAAAUCACGUAAAAUUCCUCUGAAGAAGAACAUUUUGAGUAGUUUCUCUCUGGCAGUGAUGCUCGGUUUGUCUUGGGUCACAGGCUACAUUUUGAUGAUCCCCCAAGAAAAAAAUAUACAUGUUAUUCUCAGUGUGGUUUUCUGUAUCUUAAACACAACACAGGGUGUUCAGAUAUUUAUUUUAUUCGCAUUGAGGCCUUUUUUAAAAUCAAAUCCAGCUGUUCUUCACUCUCUGCGUGCACCAGAAAUAGGCUUGUACAAGAAAACUUUUUUUUUAUGGAAAAAUAAGACACCAGAAAGCAACGAUAGCUACAAAUCCACAGAUCUUGACUCUAUCUGAAAAGGCCAUCAAAGAUCAUUGGUGAGACUGUGGUCUUCUCCUCAACGGUGAUACAUCAUGCAGUGAAGCCUCAUUAAAUGAAUGAAGACUAAAUUAAUAUUUAGAUAGUUAGAUAUUUUAAGAAAUUGUCAUAAGGAGCUUCUUGGGCUUUGUUCACACUGAACACCAAUCUGAUUUGGUUUUAAUUUUCACUGUUUAGUAUUGAUUUUAGACAAAUUUCCUUACCUAAUGAAUGUCACAGAGUUCG
Messenger RNA from Carassius carassius (crucian carp), 1702 nucleotides. RefSeq names its product adhesion G-protein coupled receptor G7-like. The record is from RefSeq and is a predicted model, not a curated record. The transcript has 10 exons. Gene Ontology annotation, cellular component: membrane. Lineage: Eukaryota; Metazoa; Chordata; Actinopteri; Cypriniformes; Cyprinidae. Bases 85 to 1455 code for a protein of 456 amino acids. Gene Ontology annotation, biological process: cell surface receptor signaling pathway; G protein-coupled receptor signaling pathway. Gene Ontology annotation, molecular function: G protein-coupled receptor activity.